Messenger RNA from Mycena indigotica, 1323 nucleotides. RefSeq lists its product as uncharacterized. The record is from RefSeq and is a predicted model, not a curated record. The transcript has a single exon. The coding region runs from base 16 to 1323 and encodes 435 amino acids. NCBI's taxonomy places the organism in Eukaryota, Fungi, Basidiomycota, Agaricomycetes, Agaricales, Mycenaceae.
ACCACCACAUCGACCAUGUCCAGUUUGCCAGUAGAACUGUUGAUCGAGAUAUUCACCCAUUCUUUACCGGAAACUCCCUCCAAUCCCAGCAUACACGACUCUCCUCUACUUCUGACACGGGUUUGUCGACUCUGGCACGAUGUUGCGCUUGCUACACCAUUAUUAUGGACAAGUUUCUCCGUCAAUUUCGCGUUAUACGAGGACACUUUACCGUUUCAAAUUGCGAAGCUGUGGCUCUCGAGAUCGCAAAAUCUGCCUUUGUCUAUCUAUGUCGAUGAUUCUCUCGACGGCGAUGACGAUCCCGAGCCACAACGCUGGGCAUUCUAUGAGGAACUGUGUCGCCAUGCUCAUCGAUGGCAGAAUGCGGCUCUCAACCUGCCGUUCACUAUUCUUUGGCGCCUUCCUAUUCAGCAGCCGCUGGGGAUGCUGGAGUCGCUUAAGAUGGGGCGUGACGACUCUGGUCAGUCGGUCCCCAACAGAAAAGUAUCAACCUUUAUGACAGCCCCACGAUUGAAAUCUGUCGAGAUCUGGCUGGACAACGACGAGGCAAUGAACAUCCAGGGAAUCGGUCUUCCUUGGGCCCAGUUGACGGUCUUCCGUGGCCGACUGUUCACAAACGACGAGUGCUUAUUCGUUUUGCUGCAGGCCCCCCAGCUCGUCGAAUGUGAUUUCAACGAUAUUGUGGACGGGUAUGUUCCAGAUGCAAACGUUGUCACCCCAUUUCUUCGAGUGCUCCAGCUGGACGAGGCCAGUGGGCACAGCUGUGCGUGCAUACUGUCGUUUCUCACUGCCCCGAACCUUAACAAAUUUAUUUGUGGAGCAAGAAAGCAAGACGACACUGACGACAACAGCCUAUGGCCGCUCCGCGAAUUCUUAUCGCGGUCUUGCAGCUCCCUCACCCAGCUCCACAUUUCCAUGAAUCAGUCGACCCGCGAGUGGGAUAAACUCAUGCUUUGCCUCCCUUUCAUGUCGCUGCUGGAACACCUCGAGAUAUUCUGGUUCCACGAGGACUUCGACCUCACCCCACUCUCCGACGCCCUCCUGCCGCGAUUGCGCACCCUCGUCUUCAACUCCCACACGGUGCCGGGAAACGUGACGGUCAUGAACCUCUUGUCUCUUCUGUUAGUGCGGACCUCAGAAGAGUGGGUCGUGACAAAUGGAGUGUGUUUGGGGCGAUUUAAAUUCACAUGGCCCUUCAUUUUUGUAGACCUUCAUCCUGACGAAGAUCCAGAGAUCCAAAGCCGUGUUCGGUUGCUUCGGAAACGAGGGGUACAUAUCCACAUGGGGGGAAUGGAAUGGGGAUUUCACUUCUUUGAUUGCUAA